AUGCCAAAGCCAAGCGUGAGGCCAGAGUUGCGAAGAAGAAUCAGCUGGAACAAAGACGUGCAAGAGAAGAAGGAAAGGGUGUCUGCCCGAAAAGAAAAUAAGAAGAGGAAGUAUGUUUCUCCUCAAGCUUCGAAGAAGAAGUUAGUUGCCAGAAAGUCAAGGAAGGCAACAUCUUCCUCGUCUGAUGAUUCUUAUGAUGAUAAUGCUGGCAAAGAAAUUCCCAUGUAUGACCAAAGAGCUUUGCUUGACAAGCCGUACCAAACACCCUCACCAGCAAAAGUCUCACCUCCGUUGAGAUCUUCACUGAGGCUUGCUCCUGUGCCAUCAGAUAAACCUUUGAGUUCAACUGCCCCAGCAGCGACGAGGAAGUUGCUACCCGAUGAAAAAGCUGAUGCUGCUUCCAAGAAGGCCAAUACAAUUGUUCUUGCUUCCACAGAGGAAUUGGAGUAUGAUUUUGAUCUCAUCUUUGAUAUCAUUAAAGGAGCUUCCUAUGAUGCUGUCGAGGACAAGAAACUCCUCGAGCAAAUGAGGAGGGAUGCCAAAACUGAGCCUGAAAGAAAAGACGUCAACAAGGGGAUUCUCGAGAAUACCAAGGCCCUCACAGUUAUGAGGAAUAACAAGAUCGAGUGGACCUCUAAGCUGACGAUGGAUGUUUCUCAGCUUUGUGAUCAAAGAAAUGAUGAGCUAAAACGUCAAGCAAAUCUUGCUCGUCGAACAGAAAGAGAAGAGAAGCGUCAGAAGGCUAAGGGCAGAGCUCACAAGCCAAAGACAAGCUUAGAUCGUCGCAUUCAACCUCCCCGUUGUGAGCUCCCCUUCCUUCUCCUCUUCCCCUCCGUCGCCGCGCACACUGUCCCGUCGCCGCACGCCCCGCUAGCUCACCCGCACGCCGCGCCUGCUGCUUCCCAGCGGUUCGCGCCCGCCUCCGCACGUGGCUCGCCCGCUCUGCCGCCGCGCCCGACGCCCUGCUGCCUCGAUGGCCAUGCCCGCAGCCACGCGCCGCAUGCCGUCGUCGCGCUCCGCGCCUCACCUCCUAGCCGCCCCGCUCGCUUGCCCGCUGCUGCGCCCGCGCCCAGCGCCGCUGUCGGCCGCGCCCUCCGCCCGGCGCUGCUUCGGCUACCGCGCUCGCCUCCUCCUCGCUUCCAGCCGCCCGCGCCCGCCGUCACCGUGCUAUCCGCCUCCACCGUGCCUGCUUGUCACCGGCCCCGCAUUCCGCCGCCCCCCCCACACACGCCGGUCGGCCAUCGCGGCCGCCCUGGCCACUGGCCUUGCUCCGUCGCACUCCCUUCGGGCGAGCGCCCGCCCAGGCGCGCGUAG
This is a messenger RNA of Aegilops tauschii subsp. strangulata, 1314 nucleotides long. The record is from RefSeq and is a predicted model, not a curated record. NCBI's taxonomy places the organism in Eukaryota, Viridiplantae, Streptophyta, Magnoliopsida, Poales, Poaceae.